Camelus dromedarius (Arabian camel) is the source of this 2282-nucleotide messenger RNA. It is a transcript of the gene PIERCE1, whose product is annotated as piercer of microtubule wall 1. Lineage: Eukaryota; Metazoa; Chordata; Mammalia; Artiodactyla; Camelidae. The transcript is spliced from 3 exons. Gene Ontology annotation, cellular component: axonemal microtubule. Bases 105 to 515 code for a protein of 136 amino acids. The record is from RefSeq and is a predicted model, not a curated record. Gene Ontology annotation, biological process: axoneme assembly.
GCUUGGCAACAGGACGCCGCGCGGACCCUCGUGGUCCCGCGGGCUGAGAGGCUGUUUCCUGUCUGCUCUUUCUUGUCCCCGAAGCUCGGGUGGACGGAGGCGAGAUGUCCGAGGAGAACCCCCAGGUGUGCGCGGAGCCGGAGGAGCCCAAGGCCAAGGGCCCCCCGGAGAAAACCAGUGACUACUACCGCGUGAGCGAGGACCUGCCGGCCAGGUUCAACAACCCGGCGUGGUUUCGGGGCUACAGGGCCAAGGAGCCCCCCUCAGUGUACAGGACCAGUAACCAAGCUUACGGGAGCAGAGCCCCCACGGUGCAUGAGAUGCCGAAGGUAUUUUAUCCAAAUUCGCAUAGAUUUUCUAAACAACUUGCAGCUGGUGGAAUGUUCCAGAACAAUACUUUCAACGUGUACAUGGAGAAGAGCAUCGUGACAGGUCCCGACAACUACAUCACCUCCUUCGACCGGUUCAACUUCCACCCCAGCUACCGGGCCAACAAGCCGUCCAUCUGCGACUGAGGGGCAGCGGUGGGAGACCCUCCGUCCAGGGCCCUCCCGGCGCCGGCGGUGACGGUCUGGACAGUCGCCAGCCCUAGUCUUUGAUAAUCUGCCCAAUUGUAAAGGGACACGCUUUACUCUUCCCCUGCAAAUAUAGUAUUUUUCCUCUCUAGGUUAGAAAAACAUGCCACCAGGGCUGUGGUGCCCCCGCCCCCCCGUUUUACAUCUAAGAUGGAUCAGAGCUUGCCUUCCCAUUAAAGGCCUUGCCAUGUUUGCCCUGAAUUCCCGAGUCAUCUGUAGUCAAGGAACAGGGCGGUGGGUGUCCUGGGACCCCAGUCUCGGCCUGAAUGCUGGGAAUGCCCAGAUAGCCCUCCCUGUGUCUUUAUUUGAGAGCCAUUUUUUUGUUUUUCGUUUUUAAUUAAAAGAAAUUGGGGGAGAGUGUAGCUCAGUGGUAAAGUGUAUGCUUUGCAUGCAUUAAGUCCUGGGUCCAAUCCCCAGUACCUCCAUUAAAAAAACCCAAAAAACCUAAUUAUCCCCUCCAAAAAAAAAGAAAAAAGAAUUUAAAUACAAAAUCUUUUUUAUGGCGGUCCUGGGGAUUGAACUCAGGACCUCGUGUAUGCUAAGCAUGCGUUCUACUCUCCACCCCUCCUCCCGGGAGCCAUUUAUAUACUCGUGACAAGUUACAGAGCAGAUUUUCUGUUCUCAGGCAUCCUGCCAGGCCAUGGAGGGAGGGGAGGAUGCCCAGCCCAGGGUGUAGACGAGAGCUGGGCAGGGAAGCAGAGCAGACCCCGAGAGGGCAGUUCCAGGUGGGAGCAGGCGGGGGGCCCUUGCUGGCCCUGACCCAGAGGCCACGCUUGGAGUCGGACUGACCGUCCUCUGGCCACAGAUGAGGGCUGGGGCGGAGGCGGGACAGACAGACGAGGCUGGCGAGGGGUGAUGUGCGCCUGGCGGGGGUGGGGUGACGGUGAUGGUGGUGCUCCACUUGGUGUUCAGCUUACAUUUUCAAUAAAGAGUUAACAGCAGGCAGGGAAGAAUACAUCCUUCUCAAGUAGGGGUAAUAACUGCGUUAAGGGGACGUUCCUCUCUGUGUAGUCAGUUCUCAGCCAGCGUUUGCUGUGAUGCAGAGACCCCUCCGCACAGGGACGUUCUCCAUGACAGAAUGCGUCCUCCAGCAUCUUCCAGACGCGACGCUGCCCCCCUUGCUGUGUGGGAGCAGGGCCUGCUCGUCGCAGGAGACCUGGAAAGAGCUGGAGCCAGACAGAAGAAAUCACUGCCACAGACCAUCGACGCCACCUUGUCCACACAGACUUUGACCCGAAGAGAUUUUACUCACAUAAGGAUUUGGGAAGAAAUUCAAUGCCAUGACCGAUUGUUUCUUCAUUAAAAAUUUUUUAUUAUUAUUACACAAAAGUCAACAUUUUGGCAACACUCUUUUUAGGUUUAAAAAAAAUUAUUGUUAAUCUCUUUUUGGUGCGUUUUUAUUUAUUUUUAAAUUAACUUCUAUUUUUCUUUUUAAUGGAGGUUCUGGGGAUUGAACGCAGGACCUCAUGCAUGCAGGCAACAUUCUUAACGUUCAGUUUGGAGUGGGAAAUGGUUUCCAGGAAAAAUCAAUAUAUUGAGCAGAAAACACAAAGCUGAGCCUGAAGCCAGGAUUGUGUAACAUCCAGCUUCUCAGCUGGAAAGUCAGCGGAGACACCGGGGGUCGAGCUGCAAAUUAGUGUUUACAAGCUUUCAUUAAAAAUAUCAAAAUACAAGAAUGCUUCUGUAUUUAGACUCAAAUAAAACAAA